AUGGAGACGGACGAGCUCCUCCGCGGGCUGGGAGUCACCGCGCGAGGCGAGCGCGACGUCGCGAGGGAGGUCAUCGAGGACGCCGCCGCGCGCGCGGCGGAGGCGGAGGCGACGGCGCGCGCGAAAAAACGAUGUGAUGAUGAUGAACGCGACGACGAUCUCCCCGCGGCGUCGGCGAACGCGACGACGACCGACGACGGAGGCGAAGGCGAGGGCCAGCGCGGCGGCGACGGCCCCGCGCUCCGCGAGGUCUCGAGGCUGCGGACCGAGGCGGACGGCGUCGCGCGAGAGCUCCUCGCGGUGCGAGACGCGCUCGACGAGAUCCGCGCGAGCGAGCGCGACGGGACCGCGCCGUCCGACGCAGCGCUCGUCGUCGCCGUCGGGAACCGACGCGUGACGUCUCUGGAGGAGAAACGAGCCGAGCUCGCGGUCGCGGUCGCGGCCGCGGAGGCGUCCGCCGCGGAGGAGGCGUCCGCCGCCGCCGCCGCCGCCGCCGCCGCCGCCGAGCGUCGCGGACGCGGGACGGACGCGACCGCCGCGUCGGGGUCGGGAUCGAAGACGAAGAAGAAGAAAAAAAAGCCGAACGCCGCCGCGGCGCUCGUCGAGGACGGCGACUUGGACGCCCUCCUCGACGCCGAGGAGGGCGGCGGCGACGGUGGGCGCCUCGGGGAGACCGAGCGCGAGCGGCUGAUACGCACCGGGGUGAUCACCCCGUUCGCGGCCGUGGACGGGUUCGAGCGAAGGGUCAAGGUGCAGCAGACGACGGACGCCGCCGCCGGGGCUGUAGCGGCCUGGAAAGCGGGAAGGAGCAAGUCGAAACUCCUCACCGGCGACGCGGUCCCGAAGCAGUACCCGGCGGCGAGGCCGUUCAACGCGUCGAACCGACAAGGCGCCGGCGGCGGCGAGGGCGCGAAAGAGGCUGCGAGGCGGAUGGCCUCGAAGCGACGGGAGUGGCGGCGGAACAUGAACGGCGAGGGCGGGGAGGCGCCGAAGCGGCGACGGAAGCGGCGGCAGCGGGACGCGGCGUACAGCAGCGACGAGGACGUGGAGAUCAUAGAGGACGAAGUAGAAGAAGAAGAUGACGAAGAAGAAGAAGACGGCGUUGAGGCGCCGCGAGAGGUCGAGAUGGCGCCGCCGGAGAACGGUGCCGCGGACGCGAAGGAAGAGGAAAAGGACGCCGCCGUCGUCGCCGGCGGCGGCGGCGGCGGAGGGAAGUGGUCCUGCCCCGGGUGCACGUUCGCGAAUUCGACGCGCGCGCGGCGGUGCGAGAUGUGCGAGACCCCGAAGCCGGUCGUUCCGAAGCGCGAACCGGCGGACGACGACGACGACGACGUCGUGUUCGUGGGGGAGGUCGCCGCGGCUGAGGGCGGUGCGCGAGAGCGAGCGCGCGGGAAGAGGGAGAAACCGGCGACGGCGACGGCGACGGCGACGGCGACGGCGACGCGCGCGAGUCCGCGCGCGAAGCCUAAGCCUGCCCCGCGACCCUCCACGGCGCCACCGCCGCCGAGACGGGCGGCGGAGACCGCGCGAGCGCGCGCGCGAGGCACCGCGGCCGCGGAGGCGGACGACAUCAGCGGCACGGACACCGGCGAGUCGGACUGGGACGGGGACGGAUCCGACGACGCCGACGGCGGCUCCGACGACGACGACGACGACGUCGAGCCCGAGAGCCCCGAGGAUCUCGAGGAGAUCGCGCCCCCCGCGCGCGGUCGCGGUCGCGGUCGUCGGCGUGCCUCCGACGCCGCCGCGGCGGCGCCUCGCGGCCGCCGCCGCGCCGCCGCAGCCGCCGCCGCUCGACAGAACCGACGGCGCGAGGCGAACCGUCCCGCGAGGGAAGAGGAAGAGGAAGAGGACGAGGAGGAGGAAGAGGAGGAGGAAGAGGUCAUCUUCGACGGCGGCCUGCGGCUCCCCGCGGAGACGUACGACCGUCUCCUCGAGCACCAGAAGACGAGCAUCAAGUGGCUGUGGGAGAUUCACUGCCAGCGCGCCGGCGGCGUCGUCGGAGACGAGAUGGGAUUGGGGAAGACCGUCCAAGUCGCCGCGUUUCUGUGCGCGCUCGAACGCUCCGGUCUGUACCAGCCCACGCUCAUCGUGUGCCCGGCGACGAUGCUCAGGCAGUGGCGCCGCGAGCUUCGCGCGUGGGCGCCGAAGCUGAACUGCGGCAUCCUCCACGAGAGCGCGGUGAGCGCGGCCUCGCGCGCCGCGGCGCGCGGAUCGAAGAAACAGGCGCGGUGUAACAUCAUCCGCGAGCGCGUCCGAGACCCGAAGGGCGUCCUCCUCACGACGUACGAGCACCUGCGCGUGAUGCGCGAUCAUCUCUUACCCGUGCGGUGGGGGUACGCCAUCUUGGACGAGGGACACAAGAUACGAAACCCGGACGCGGACGUGACGAUAUGCGCGAAGCAACUUCAGACGGUGCACCGGCUCGUCAUGACGGGCGCGCCGAUUCAAAACCGACUCGCCGAGCUCUGGUCGCUGUUCGACUUCUGCUUCCCCGGGAAGCUCGGGACCCUCCCGGUGUUCCAAGCGCAGUUCGCGGUGCCGAUUCAGGUGGGCGGGUACUCCAACGCGUCGCAGCAGCAAGUCACGACCGCGUAUCGAUGCGCGUCGAUGCUGAAGGAGCUCAUCUCCCCGUACCUCCUGCGAAGGAUGAAGGCGGACGUCGACAUUCAGCUCCCGACGAAGACGGAGCAAGUGUUAUUUUGUCCGAUGACGCAAGAGCAGCGAGAGGCGUACCGGGCGUACGUGCACUCGCGCGACGUCGAGGAGAUUCUCGAGGGCAGGCGCGAGGCCCUGGGGGGGAUUGACGUCCUGCGGAAGAUUGUGAAUCACCCGGAUUUACUCGAACGACGCACGAAAGCCGCGCACGAAAAGUACGGCGAAGUCGAACGCAGCGGCAAGCAGCUCGUCACGCAAAAAGUGCUCGAGCUGUGGAAAGAGCAAGGGCACCGAGUCUUGCUCUUCUCGCAGACGCAGCAGAUGUUAGAUAUUCUCGAGGCGAUGGUCGCGAAGGCGGGGUACCCGUACCGUAGAAUGGACGGCGCGACGCCGGUGUCGCAACGCAUGACGCUCAUCGACGAGUUCAACACGGACGCGAACGUGUUCGUGUUCUUGUUGACGACGAAGGUUGGCGGUCUCGGAGUUAACUUAACGGGCGCAGACCGGGUGUUACUGUACGACCCGGACUGGAACCCGAGCACGGACGCGCAAGCGCGCGAACGCGCGUGGCGAAUCGGGCAAACGCGCGAGGUCACGGUGUAUCGCUUAGUCACCGCCGGGACGAUCGAAGAGAAGGUGUACCACAGGCAGAUAUACAAGGAGUUCCUCACGUCCAAAGUUCUGAAAGACCCGAAGCAGCGACGGUUUUUCAAAGCGAAAGACCUCGCGGACUUGUUCACGUGGGAGGAGGAUAACCACGGACAAGGCGUCGGCGGCGACGGACAGAUCGAAACCGCGGAGUUAUUCGCGGAGGUCGAAGGCGAGAUUCGCGCCGCGGACGUCGCCGAGGCCGAGGACGACGAGGCCGAGGACGAGGACGAGGACGACGGCGGCGUCGGCGGUCUGACCGCGAAAGAUAUCGACGGCGCGUCGCCGGAAAGCGCGGACGACACCGCGUGGGACAUAGACGCGGACCCCGCGGCGGCGGCGGCGGCGGCGCGGAAAGCGGCGAAGAGCAAACCGGGCGGGAAACGAUUCACGAUCGCGACGGACCGCUCCGCGGGGGCGCGCGCCGCGCAGACCGGCGGCGACGGCGACGCGGCGAUCAUGCGAUCGCUCUUCGGCGGCGGCGGCGGCGGCGGCGGCACCGGCGCGGAGGGCGCCGCGGGCGAACCCUCGACGGGCGCGGGACUGAUCAGAGGCGCGAUGUCCCACGACGCGAUCAUGCGAGCGCCGAACGGCCGCGAUCACCUCGUCGGCGGCGGCGGCAGCGCCGCGCUCGAGGCCGACCGCGUCGCGCGGAGGGCGGAGGAGGCGCUCCGGCAGUCGCGCGUCGCGCGAGGCAGCGCGGGCGUGGCGGUGCCGACGUGGACGGGGCGGAGCGGCGCCGCGGGCGCGCCCGUCGGCGCCGUCUCCGCCGCCUCGGCGAGGCGGUUCGGUCGGUCCGUCCCCGGCGUCGGCGUCGGCGGCGGCGGCGGGCGGUUCGGAAGCGGCGGCGGCGGCGGCGGCGGCGCGGGGAUCGCGGGGAUAGGCCAAGGCGCGAUGGGGUCGCAGACGCUCUUGCAGCGGAUACGGCAGCGAGACGCCGCCGCGGGGGAGGCGGCAGCGGCGGCGGCGGCGGGGGCGGACUUCGACGAAGGCGACGACGACGCGGAGGCGGAGACGCUCUUGCGCGAGAUCGUCGAUUUCCUGCGAGCGCGCCCGUCAGGCCGCGCGCCGACGGGGCUCGUCGUGGACGCGUUCCAACACAGGGUGAGCUCGCGGCGGACGCAGAUGUUCCGCAGGUUGUUGAAGACGGCGGCGGCGCUCGAGAGGAACCCGCCGGAUGCCAACGGACGCGGCGGCGGCGCGACGUGGUGCCUGAAGGACGAGUUCAAAGACGCGUAG
Molecule: messenger RNA, 4545 nt
Organism: Micromonas pusilla CCMP1545
Lineage: Eukaryota; Viridiplantae; Chlorophyta; Mamiellophyceae; Mamiellales; Mamiellaceae
Product: ran-binding dexh-box helicase
Exons: 1
Coding region: 1-4545 (1514 amino acids)
Biological process (GO): transcription-coupled nucleotide-excision repair
Cellular component (GO): nucleus
Molecular function (GO): ATP binding; ATP-dependent chromatin remodeler activity
Source: RefSeq, a predicted model, not a curated record